Messenger RNA from Ogataea parapolymorpha DL-1, 1638 nucleotides. RefSeq names its product Pre-mRNA-splicing factor CWC22. Lineage: Eukaryota; Fungi; Ascomycota; Pichiomycetes; Pichiales; Pichiaceae. The record is from RefSeq and is a predicted model, not a curated record. Gene Ontology annotation, molecular function: RNA binding; protein binding. The coding region runs from base 1 to 1638 and encodes 545 amino acids. The transcript has a single exon. Gene Ontology annotation, biological process: mRNA splicing, via spliceosome. Gene Ontology annotation, cellular component: catalytic step 2 spliceosome.
AUGACCUCGAUACGAGAAGUUCUAGAUUCAAAGAAAUAUGUGCCGCCGGCAAAGCUGAAAGCCUUGCUGGAGGAGUCCGAUGUGUCGUACGCAUCCGAAGAGUACCAAAGAUUGCAAUGGGAAAAACUCAAAAAACAGAUAAACGGAGAAAUUAAUAAAGUGAACACAGAGAACAUCAAGGAAGUGGUAUUGGAUCUUUUCAAACUCAACCUCAUCCGAGGCAAGGGUUGGCUUGUACGAUGUUUAAUGAAAUCCCAGGUCUUGUCGCAGGCCUACACGACUGUCUACGCUGCUCUGAUUUGUGUGCUAAAUUCAAAAAUACCAGAACUGGGAGAGCUUCUAGUCACGAGGUUGAUUUUGCAGUUCAGAAAGGCCUACAAAAAUGACGACCGAGAGACUUCGAAGGCGUCUGUGAUUUUUUUGUCUCAACUAGUCAAUUAUCAGGUUUGUCAUGAUAUCGUUGCGUUGCAGCUUUUAUUUUUAUUAUUAGAGCAUCCGACUGAUACUACGGUGGAAAUUGCUUGUGCUCUGCUGCAAAAUUGCGGGCAAUUUCUAUCAGAGAACUCUUCCGUUGCACUUAAUGCCGUUUUUGAGCGUUUGGGUACCAUUCUAACCGAGGAUUUGGUUUCCAAGAGAAUACAAUUGCUCAUACAGGAGGCCUUUAAACAGAGGAAAAACAAUUACGAUGGAGCUCCUGUUAUCGUGGAGGAGCUUGAUCUGGUUGAAGACGAGGAUAAGGUGACGCAUACGCUCAAUCUUGACGAUAAACUGAAAGCGCGUGAAAUACUAAAUACUUUUCAAUUCGAUCAGGAAUAUGAGAAACACGAACAGGCUUAUGAUGAAUUACGAAAGCAAAUCUUAGGAUUUGAGGACGAUAGCUCAUAUGAUGAAGGCGAUGAGGAAAGUGAAGACGACGAAGCAGACGAUGUGGCCAAAGAGCAGAUCCGAGACCUUACAGAGUCGGCACUCACCAACUUCCAGAAAACCGUUUACUUGACAAUGAUGUCCAGUAUCAACCAUGAAGAAGCUGUCCAUAAAUUGCUAAAGCUGCAACCCGUUGAUCCUGAACGAAAGGAGCAAAUGCUAGUGGACAUGAUAGUGAAAUGUUGUGCUCAGGAGAAAACAUACUCUAAGUAUUAUGCCCUGGUUGGCGAAAAGCUCAUCUCUGUGAAUCGCAAUUGGACUAAGGCUUUUGACCAUGUAUUCGUCGACAACUACACAAACUGCCAUCAAUAUGAACUGUCUCUGAUACGAAAUAUAGGAUCCUUCUGGGGACACAUGUUUGCCUCGGACAAGAUGGGCUGGGAGAUAUUGCAAAUUGUGCAACUAACAGAGGAGAGUACUAACAGUGCUAGCAGAAUUUUUCUCAAGUUUCUGUUUGUGAAGUUGCAGGAAGAACUGGGCUUGAAGAAGCUGAAAGUCCGCCUUUCGGAGGAAUAUAUCCAGCCGUACAUCAGUGGUCUUUUUCCGAGCUCUGGAGCCGACAGGUUGCGGUUUUCCAUCAAUUACUUUACCGCAAUUGGUCUAGGUGCGCUCACAGAAGACAUGAGAGAAAUUCUCAACAAUCUACCGGAGAAUGAAGAGAGUGGUGUAGAAGAUGAGAAUGAACGUAAAAGAAAUGCGUCCCCAGAUGAUUGA